UGCCUGACACGGGCGUGGUCACCGGGCGCCGCCCGCGAGGCAGCGCGAGUCAGGCCUGGGGCAGUGCAGUGCCGCGCGGGGCGGAAGGAUGCUGGCCCUCAGAUUAUGCAUAGUAAAGAAGACCACUUCUGUUCUGGUGCGGGCAUUGACUUCCCAGAGCAACGGUUCCCAGUCUCUUCCAGAUAUGUCUGAAGGGCACUUACCUAUUCAUGUGAAUAAUGUGCGAAGCAGAUUGAGGGCUAUAGUGGGAGCUUCUACCAACUGGAGAGACCAUGUGCAAGCCAUGCAAGAAAGGAAAGCUCUGCAUACCUUACUGGCCCAAAAGCAGGAAGACCUGCCUCCCAAGAAAAUGAAAGACAGCUACUUAGAGGUCAUUUUGCCUCUGGGGAGCCAACCUGAAAUAAGAGAGAAAUAUCUGAAUGUACACAACAGUGUAAGGUUUGGAAGGAUUCUUGAAGAUCUCGACAGCUUAGGAGUUCUCAUUUGUUACACUCACACCAAGCCUGAAUCUCACCAGAGAUCUCCUUUAUCAAUAGUUACAGCCCUGGUGGAUAAAAUUAAUUUGUGCAAGAAGGUCAUAUACCCAGACUGUGAUAUCAAAUUCACUGGCAAUGUUUCUUGGGUUGGGAAGACAUCAAUGGAAGUAAAGAUGCACAUGCUUCAGGAAUAUGAUGGUGUUUACAGCCCUGUAUUAGAUGCAACCUUUGUCAUGGUGGCUCGUGAUCCAGAAAACAAAAGGCCAGCAUUUGUUAAUCCGUUAAUUCCUGACGGCCCAAAGGAGGAAGAAGUGUUCAAGCAAGGAGCAUUGAACAAGAUAUAGAGGACAGAUUUCAGCACUACAUCCUUACUGAAAAUGGCUCCUACUGCAGAAGAAAGAAACAUUGUCCACAACAUGUUCCUUAAUACAUUGGAUACGAGGACAGUAAGUUUUCGGAGCCGUGUGCUACCACCUAAUUCAGUGUGGAUGGAGGAUGCGAAACUAAAGGGCCUGCAAAUCUGUCAUCCCCAGGAGCGGAACGUUUUCAAUAGGAUCUUUGGUGGUUUUCUGAUGAGAAAAGCAUUUGAGCUGGGAUGGGCUACUGCCUGCAGUUAUGGAGGUUCGAGACCUUUCAUUGUGUCUGUAGAUGACAUCAUGUUUCAGAGACCAGUAGAGAUUGGAUCCUUAUUAUUACUUUCUGCCCAGGUUUGUUAUACAGAAAAAAACUAUAUCCAGAUAAGAGUACACAGUGAGGUUUAUGACACAGACACCAAGGAACACAAGACAACCAACAUCUUCCAUUUCACAUUUAUGUCAGAAAAUGAGGUUCCUCAGAUUGUGCCAAAAACAUAUGGUGAGUCCAUGUUGUAUUUGGAUGGGAAGCGACAUUUCGAUGCAACCAUGAAGGGAACCAGAGAAGCAAUGAAUGCCCCUGCAGCAGCCUAGCAAAAGGCUACCUUUUGGAGGAGCCAUCACCAAAGACUUCAUGCUUCAUGCAUGCAACAUGUUGGUGUUGGCAUUCCUGCCCUUUGAAGCAGUUUGAUUAUGAAUGUAAUAAUCUGGAAUUCAUCAGGCAUAUACAAAAUGAAAAUCAUUUACUGCUAUUUAUACCUCUAGCUGGAGAGGCAUUUUGAUAGCGUAGUGCUUCUUUCUGCCCCCUGACCCCUUCUGCAGUCCCAUCCCAUUAAAACUUCCAUAGCUAAGAUGCACAGCUUUUAAAGCCAGUUUUCAUAUUGCUAUAGAAGGGUGAAAACAUAGUUUAGAACAGUGGUUCUCAAUCUUUUUUGGACUCAUAGUCCCCUCCAUAAAUCCUAUAAAUUAUGGCACCCAGUUUCAAAAACUAAUUUAUAUAUUACAAUGCUUACUCUGUGCAGAGAAGCCUGGUAGUGCAGGUAGGGGUUUGUAUAAGCAGGGACAAGCCUGAGCCUGUACUUGUCUGCUUCGUUUAUCUGCUUAUCUGCUCAUACCUGCAACACCCUUAAAAGGAUCUUAGUCACCCCAGGAUGCUUGUCAACUGUUUGAGAAUUAUUGGUCAAAACUUUAAAAGGAUACUGUCAAAAUGCCACCAUUUUUAUCUUUUGCUUCGCUAUCACCUUUGAUUCUUCCUACUUGUUUCCCUGAUACAGGAAAGCUCUCCAAAAUGAGGGCUGCAAGUGUAAUCCUGUUGUUUUAUUUGUAUACCUGUACCUGACUCAAGUUCUUGUCCAAGUCGCAUUCAGCCUCCUUGUAGGUUCUCAAGGACACUUCUCAACAACAGGACGGUGGCACGAUGGGUACAUUUUGUUGCAUGUGCAUCUUUCAUCAGACAGAAUUUUGUAAGGUAAUUGCAGAGCCCUGCUGUAGGAGUCUGAUGUUGUGUGUUUCCUAUUCCUUUUCGAGGACGACUUCCGACUCUCUUUCACCCCCCACAAAAUGAUUUUGCCAGAUGUGAAGUUUGUACCCCUGUACACAGGAUCCCACUCUUCUUUUUGUGCACAUGCACUCUUUUAUUUAGCUUUGUAAUGCUAAAUAAUGGCAUGAGGCAAAGGCAUGAUGGCACAUGAGGCAGAUUCCUAAGUAAAUAUCAAGGGAGUGGGCAAGGCGCUUUAAAGCAGAAUGUGUACUGCAACAGAUAAAGCCUGUGUGAAGGCCUCUUAGAACAGCAUUGAUCUCUCUCUGUAGGGCCUAACGAAUCUGUUGAACAGCUCUUGGAUCAGUUAGUGGGGUUGGGGAAAUAGCAGUAUUCUCAGGCCCAGACAGGUUCCAACACACAUGAAGUCUAUUGACCUCUGUUGCUAGAAGACGGAAUCCUCGGCUAUAGAAUAGAUCUGUGCUUGGUCAUAAUGACAUAAUAACAUUGUAUAGCUUUUACUACAAACAGCAGAAAGAAUAUUAUGUCCACGUGAAAUACGGAGCAGUUUUCCAGUGUGAAGAGGACUCAAAAACCUGCUUAAGUUUUAGAGAGAAAUAAGAGUGGUGAAUGGAUCACAGGGAUAGACCUAGAUUAGGUUGUGACCAAUGACAGGCUGUGUGUUGAGGAAGAUGGAAGGUAGCUUAGAGUCCUCUUUUUUUUAAAUAAUGUUGCCACGAAAGGGAAAAGGAGGUUUUUUUUUUUUUCUUUUAUGGAGAUGUGCAGUUUGGGUACAGACAAAACCAGAGGUGGUUAGUCAUGUUAGUCUGAAGUCGGGCGGAAGGAAGGGUGGGUAGGGUUCAGCAACCUCAGGGCAAGGCCCGGCUUGCCAAGAGAUUGGCUCUGGCUUAUGAAGGUCUGAUCUCUUCUGUGUUUUAUUAAUGGUGUUCUGAUGCCCUGCUGCUGUUCAGCUGCCAGAUCCAUUCUGCUGUUUUACCAGGAGCCAGCUUAUCUCCUCUUGCUAUCCCAGCCCUCCUUGCUUUGUGUAGAGGGUUGCUCUGUUGCCCUCUAAUAAUGUUUCCCCCAAAAUGUGCUGCUGAAUUAGCCCGUCCAAAUGCCAGCACGUCUUUUUUGGGGAGGCUUCGUUAUGAUGUGCUGAGAGAGCAGCUGUCAGUACAGAGCACGGAUGGCUAGAUUUACAGUAGGGGAUUGGCAGCCUGCUGCGAUGGCUGGGUUGCAAAUCCUGGCCUGUGCCCGAGGGUAUCUGAAACAUUACACAGACAUUUCAAAAGGCUACCUAUAGAUAUACAGGUGAGAUGAAAUGCUCCCAAGUGUGACAGAAUAAUACCAGGGAGCAGGUACUGAUUGUAUUGUUUUGUUCCACUGUCCAUCUGUGUGGGUUGUCAGUUCUCCAGCAUCCCAAAAUGCAUUGCGUUUCUCAUCCCCUGUCUGCCCCCAGCACACACCCCUGCUGCUGCUGCUAGUGGGGUCCUAGGCUCUGCUGUUCAACACUUUAGUCAGUGAUCCUGAAGUUGAUACAACUCUGCUGUUUCCAUUUGUGGAUGACCCAAAGAUUAGUGGAACAGUAAACGGUGAUGAAGAAAACAAUCAUGUAGAGUUGGACUGAUUGCUUGGUAAUCUGGGUCCAAGCCAAACAAACAAACAAAAAAAAAAGCGUUAUAAGAACUUGAGUUGAAAUGUAUUGCAUCUAGGACUAAGAAAUGCAGCCAUUGCCACAGAACAGGGGACUAGCCUUGAAGGUAACGACUGAAAAGGUUGAGUCAUUUUUAUGGACAAGUAAGUCAACCAAACAAAAAACUUUUGACAAGAGAACCAUACAAAUGAUUCAGAGACUGGAAAAGACUCCCUGUAGUGAGAGUGGAGCUCAGUCUGUUCAGCCCACCAAAAUAUUAGUGGAUGACUUGGUUACAGUGUAUAUGUAAUGGAGAGAGAGACUGGUUUCUUAUGACACAAGUGGAGAAAAGCAUAAGAAGAACCUAGGGUUGGAAGCUGAAGCCGGGCAGGAUCAAAUGGUCAGGCAAACUUCUGGCUUUCCAGAAAUGUAAGUACUAGAGCUGUGGAUUGAGAGCUAUCUAGCUCCCUGCUUGCAAUCCAGUGCUGGCACUGUGUCUUUCUCUAUUACGUUUAGUAAUGAGUUUAACUGGCUACCCAAUACUGUAUCCUCAUUUUUGUAUCCAACUAUAAAUAAAGUUUGCCUCCUUUCCAACUGCACCCCUUUUGUGUAGAUUUUGUUUUUGUAGUCUUAAGGACAUCAUCAGCAGUGGCCAAGACAGAGAAACCAAACCAUCAAACAGAACAAGGUGCAUAGUAGUGGAAGACGAGCACAUUUGUAGAGUUCAUCGAGAACUAAGGAUGUAUCCCAAUCAGAGUAAUGUAAAAGUAUCUGAACAGUCACACUAGUUAACAAAUAAACUCUUUGAAAUA
This is a messenger RNA of Gavialis gangeticus (Gharial), 4751 nucleotides long. RefSeq names its product acyl-CoA thioesterase 9 (gene ACOT9). Gene Ontology annotation, molecular function: fatty acyl-CoA hydrolase activity. The transcript is spliced from 16 exons. Gene Ontology annotation, biological process: acyl-CoA metabolic process. The record is from RefSeq and is a predicted model, not a curated record. Gene Ontology annotation, cellular component: mitochondrion. NCBI's taxonomy places the organism in Eukaryota, Metazoa, Chordata, Crocodylia, Gavialidae.